GUCAUUCCGCUGGACAGACACAGUGUUUUUGUAUAUUUAAAAUUUUAGGUAAUGGGCAGAUCAGAAAGUCAGAUGGAUAUAACUGAUAUCAACACACCAAAGCCAAAGAAGAAACAGAGAUGGACCCCAUUGGAGAUCAGUCUCUCCGUCCUCGUCCUGCUGCUCACCAUCAUUGCAGUGACAAUGAUAGCUCUCUAUGCAACCUAUGAUGAUGGUAUUUGCAAGUCAUCAGAGUGCAUAAAAUCAGCCGCUCGACUGAUCCAGAACAUGGAUGCCACUGUUGAGCCUUGUGCGGACUUUUUCAAAUAUGCUUGCGGAGGCUGGUUGAAACGUAACGUCAUUCCUGAGACCAGCUCUCGUUACAGUAACUUUGACAUUUUAAGAGAUGAAUUAGAAGUCGUUUUGAAAGAUGUCCUUCAGGAACCCAAAACUGAAGAUAUAAUAGCAGUGCAGAAAGCAAAAAUGUUAUAUAGAUCUUGUAUAAAUGAAACUGCUAUUGAGAGCAGAGGCGGAGAACCUCUGCUCAGACUGUUGCCAGAUAUAUAUGAUUGGCCAGUGGCGCUAGAAAACUGGGAGCAAAAAUAUGGUUCUUCGUGGACAGCUGAGAAAUCUAUUGCGCAACUGAAUUCUAAAUAUGGAAAAAAAGUCAUUAUUAAUUUUUUUGUUGGCACUGAUGAUAAAAACUCUACGAAUCAUAUAAUUCAUAUUGACCAACCUCAACUUGGCCUGCCUUCCAGAGACUACUAUGAGUGCACUGCAGCAUAUAAAGAGGCUUGUACGGCAUAUGUGGAUUUUAUGAUUUCUGUGGCCAAAUUGAUUCGUCAGGAAAGAGGACUGCCCAUAAAUGAAAGCCAGCUUUCUUUGGAAAUGAAUAAAGUUAUGGAUUUGGAAAAAGAAAUUGCCAAUUCAGUGAAAACAGUAAUACUGGAUGCUGAUGAUAGCACUAAACUCGUUAGGCCACAUGAGCGGACAGUCACAGAAGCUACAACUAAAUCUGAAGAUCGAAAUGAUCCAAUGCUUCUUUAUAACAAAAUGACAUUAGCUGAGGUCCAAAAUAAAUUUUCACUGGAAUUCAAUGGGAAGCCAUUCAGCUGGUCAAAUUUCACAAAUGAAAUCAUGUCAACCGUGAAUAUCAAUAUUCCACAUGAGGAAGAAGUGAUUGUUUAUGCUCCAGAAUAUUUAACCAAUCUUAAGCUCAUUCUUGCCAAAUAUUCUGCCAGAGAUCUUCAAAAUUUAAUGUCCUGGCGGUUCAUAAUGGAUCUUGUAAGCAGCCUCAGCCGAAACUACAAGGAGUCCAGAAAUGCUUUCCGCAAGGCUCUUUAUGGCACAACAUCAGAAACAGCAGCUUGGAGACGCUGUGCAAACUAUGUCAAUGGGAAUAUGGAAAAUGCCGUGGGAAGGCUCUAUGUGGAAGCGGCAUUUCCUGGAGAUAGUAAACAUGUGGUUGAGGAUUUAAUUGCCCAGAUCCGGGAGGUUUUUAUUCAGACUUUAGAUGACCUAACCUGGAUGGAUGCUGAAACAAAAAAGAAAGCUGAGGAAAAGGCCUUAGCAAUUAAAGAAAGAAUUGGCUAUCCUGAUGACAUUAUUUCAAAUGACGACAAACUGAAUAAUGAGUACCUUGAGUUGAGCUACCAGGAAGAAGAAUACUUUGAGAAUAUAAUUCAAAACUUGAAGUUUGGCCAAAAUAGACAACUAAAGAAACUUCGAGAAAAGGUGGACAAGGAUGAGUGGAUAAGCGGAGCAGCUGUAGUCAAUGCAUUCUACUCUUCAGGCAGAAAUCAGAUAGUCUUCCCAGCUGGCAUUCUGCAGCCACCCUUUUUCAGUGCCCAGCAGCCUAAGUCAUUGAACUAUGGGGGCAUUGGCAUGGUCAUAGGACAUGAAAUCACCCAUGGCUUCGAUGACAAUGGCAGAAAUUUUAACAAGGAUGGAGACCUCGUUGACUGGUGGACUCAACAGUCUGCAAAUAAUUUUAAAGACCUAUCCCAAUGCAUGGUGUACCAGUAUGGGAACUUCUCCUGGGACUUAGCAAAUGGAGAGCAUCUCAAUGGAAUUAAUACACUGGGAGAAAACAUUGCUGAUAAUGGUGGUAUUGGCCAAGCAUACAGAGCCUAUCAAAACUAUGUUAAAAAGCAUGGUGAAGAAAAAUUACUUCCUGGACUUGACCUAAAUCACAGACAACUGUUCUUCCUGAAUUUUGCCCAGGUGUGGUGUGGAACCUACAGGACAGAGUAUGCACUCAACUCCAUUAAAACAGACGUGCACAGUCCAGGCAAUUUCAGGAUUAUUGGGACUUUGCAGAACUCUCCUCAGUUUUCAGAAGCCUUCCAUUGUCGCAAGAAUUCAUACAUGAAUCCAGAAAAGAAAUGCCGGGUUUGGUAAUCUUCAGAAGUGGUGCAGCC
Messenger RNA from Budorcas taxicolor (takin), 2399 nucleotides. RefSeq names its product membrane metalloendopeptidase (gene MME). NCBI's taxonomy places the organism in Eukaryota, Metazoa, Chordata, Mammalia, Artiodactyla, Bovidae. Gene Ontology annotation, biological process: amyloid-beta clearance; protein processing. The transcript is spliced from 24 exons. The record is from RefSeq and is a predicted model, not a curated record. Bases 52 to 2379 code for a protein of 775 amino acids. Gene Ontology annotation, molecular function: metalloendopeptidase activity. Gene Ontology annotation, cellular component: plasma membrane.